AUGUCUCGAACAGGCUUCGCCCCUCACCCCGCCCCCGGGACCUUCCUUCCACAGGUGACCAGCCAGUUCGUUCAGCAGUUCUACACUGUAUUGCACCAGUCUCCGAAGCAGCUGCAUCGCUUCUAUGCCGACUCCAGCAUCUUUUCUGUGGCAAACGUGGCCGGGGACGGCCUGGUCCACACCGCCGUCGGGCAACGGGCAAUCUACGAGGCUGUGCAGCGGCUGGGGUUCGAGGAGGCCGUGACCGAGAUCUACAGCGUGGACUCCCAGCCCUCCGCUGUGGAAGGCGUUGUGGUGCAGGUGUCCGGGACACUCCAGAGCAGGGGCAAGCCCAAGAGGCCCUUUGUGCAAACUUUCUUCCUCGCCGUCCAGGAGAAGGGAUACUAUGUGCUGAACGACAUCUUCAGGUUCCUGCCCAUUGGCUUGACCAACCUGGCGGCGGCCAUGGUGCCGGCCCCCCCCGUCCGCGCGCCCAUCCAUGCGCCCCCGGCCGACGGCGUGGCCGGGGCCGAGGAGCCCGCGGCCAAGGCGCCCGCCGGCGGCGUGGUUGAGGCGCCCAGCGCCGUCUCCGCCGCGGCACUCAUGUCGUACGCUGACCGGCUGCGCUCCGCCGUCGGCGACGCGGCGCGGGCCGAGGCGGCGAGGGCCGAGGCGGCCGGAACUGGGGCGUCGGAGCCGGGGCUGCCGCGGCCGGCGUCACGCCCGUCCUCGCGGACGGGGGCCACCCCCUCCGACGGUGCGCCGGUGGCGGACGGUGCCGGGCCGGACGGUGCCAGGCCGGACGGCGCCAAGGCCCCGCGCGGCGACUCGCUGUCCUCCACCUCCUCCACCGCCUCCGCGGGGCAGGGACCCUCCGCCAGUGGCGCCGCGCCCGCCGGGCUGGGCGCCGCGCCCGCCAGCGUGGCCACCGACUCCAGCGGCGGCAGUGCCGGGCCCAACCCCUCCGUCUUCAUCCGCGACAUCCCGCCCGCAGUGAAACUGGAGCAGCUGGUGGAGGCGCUGACGGCCUUCGGUCCGCUGCGCCCCAAUGGCGUGAAGCUGAAGCAGCAGCGUGGGCGCGACAGCUACGCCUUUGUCGACUUCGUCUCCCCCGACGCCUCGGCCGCCAUCCUGUCCCAGGGCCUGGAGCUGGAGGGGCGCGCGGUGACCAUCGCGGAGAAGCGCGCGCAGCCCUACUUCCCCACCAUGCCGGGCCCGGGGCCAGCGGGGUACGCCGGCGUGCCAGGCAUGGGCCUGGGCGGGGGGCCCCUGGCUCAGGGGCCCGGGGUCGCAUACCCGGGGCCCGGGCAGCAGGGCGCGCCGGGGCCGGCGGGGCCCGAUCACGGCCACCCAGGCGUGGGGUACGGCUGGCAGGCGCCGCGCGGGCGCGGCGCCAGGCCCGAGUACGGCCGUGGCGGCGGGCGGGGCGCGGGGCCGGGCGGGCGCGGCCCACCCCGGCCCCAGCAGUGA
Molecule: messenger RNA, 1449 nt
Organism: Auxenochlorella protothecoides
Lineage: Eukaryota; Viridiplantae; Chlorophyta; Trebouxiophyceae; Chlorellales; Chlorellaceae
Product: Putative G3BP-like protein
Exons: 7
Coding region: 1-1449 (482 amino acids)
Cellular component (GO): ribonucleoprotein complex; cytosol
Molecular function (GO): mRNA binding
Source: RefSeq, a predicted model, not a curated record